CUGUCCAGCUGCCCAGUAGGGUUACACCCCAAGACGCCGUGGCGAUGGUUGCCAAAGCUUAAAAUGAUAUGGAUAGCUGCAAUAGCCUUUUGUGGUGUUUUCUAUUGGCUCUCACCGUGGGAGAUCACAAGGUUUCGUUUGCGUGCGAUGGCGUGCGAUUGCCAAGCACCUAUACGAAUCCAGUACUUAUACGUAUCAGGCAUCUACUAUUAGAUCCUGUGCCACUCAUGUAAACAAAAGUAACAUGUGUAACAUGCUACCGCCGAUGAGUUAAAAGGGCCAAUUCCCCAUGUGAAGUGGUUUGUGUCGCCUAUAGUUUUAUUUGUCUUGUUCUUGUCAGCCAUCAUAACUGGGAAGUGGGUGAAUAAACGAAGACAGCAUGGCGACAAGGGAGGUGGCCAAGGACUCAGAUCCUGAGACGCGGGAACUGACUCUUCCUGCCGACGAAGAAUAUGCAUCCUCGACAAAUGAUGGGAUUCAGCAGUUCGCCUAUGAUGAUUCUCGAAAAAUUGGCGUCACUGGAGCUGUGUUUCUGAUUUUGAAUAAGAUGAUUGGAACUGGAAUCUUCUCAACCCCUUCAGCUAUUUUUGCGGCGACUGGUUCGGUUGGUGUAUCUAUUAUACUAUGGGUAGUUGGCGGCAUCUUGACAUUCUGCGGGUUGAGUGUAUUCCUCGAAUUUGGUCUGGCUAUUCCACUAUCCGGGGGCGAGAAGAAUUACCUUGAACGAGUCUAUCGCCAUCCUCAUUACUUGGCCAGCUGCGUCUUUGCAUCCCAGAUGAUUUUGCUAGGAUUUUCAUCCGGAAAUUCCUUGGCAUUCGGCCGAUAUGUUUUAGUUGCCUCAGGGAGUACGGAGGGGGAUGGCUGGAAAGCUCGAGGUAUCGCGAUCGCGUGUAUUACCUUCGCCGUCGUGCUCCACUCAACACUACCCAAAUGGGGAUUAAGAUUAGUGAACGUGCUGGGGAUAUUCAAGGUGGUCGUCCUGUUAUUCAUUGUCUUCUCGGGUUUCGCUGCCCUCUCCGGUCGAUUACUUGUCCCACCACCCGGGAAUUUCAAGAACGCGUUUGCCAUCGAGGUAACGGAGAACUAUGGAGGACAGGGUGCGUAUGGAUAUGCGACGGCAUUAUUGCAAAUCAUAUACAGUUAUAAGGGUUGGGAAAAUGCGAAUUACGUACUUGGGGAGCUGAAGAACCCUCGUAAGACACUUUCGAUUGCGGCGCCACUCGCCAUUGGUGGUGUCACUAUCUUGUACGUUCUCGCCAACGUAGCGUAUUUCGCAGCAAUAAGCAAAGAUGACCUUGCGACAUCUGAGGUCUUGGUUGCCGCCUUAUUCUUCCGGAAUGUAUUCGGCGAUAGUGCUGGUGCACGAGCUCUUCCAGCAUUUGUUGCGUUGAGCAACCUAGGCAAUGUCUUGGCAGUGAGCUUUGCUCAUGCUCGCGUCAACCAGGAGUUUGGAAAGGAGGCUCUCCUGCCGUAUGGAAAAUUCUGGGCUUCUAUCAAGCCAUUUGAUGCACCAGCUGCUGCGCUUUUCCUCCACUGGAUUGUCACAGUCAUCGUUCUUGUUGCACCCCCGGCAGGUCCAGCCUAUAACUUCGUCGUCAAUCUGUACACGUACCCUGGUGCGUGGAUCAAUGGGUUUGUCACGGGCGGCCUGAUAUAUCUUCACUACAAGAAGUCGGAAAACUGGUCGUCGCCAUGGCAUACGUAUCUGCCUAUUGCGGUGGUAUAUCUGUUGGCCAACAUAUUUCUUGCCGUCGUUCCAUUUGUGCCACCAAACGGGGACUGGAAUGCUGAAGGUUACCCCUAUUUCGUUUUCCCGGUUGUGGGAGUUGGCAUUCUACUCUUUGGCGGAGUGUACUGGGCAUGCUGGUCUAAGCUCUGGCCGGCUAUUGGGGGGUACAGAAUCGAGGCUCACAGGAUUGUUCAGGAUGAUGGCAAAGAGGUGGUUCGAUAUAAAAAGAUCAAGACGAGGUAGUAUAUCGGUAGAUGUGGUUUUAAUGAUGCAUAACCCGGUACAAGGAGUCGAUAUUUAUAGUAAGUACCUCUACAUAGGCAGAUAACUUGAAUACCUUGAAUGUUGGUAGGGCCAGAAUUUUUGUGGCAACUUCAAUUUCAAUGUAACACACAUAGUGUAAGCAUCAACGUGGUAUUGUGGCUAAAAUAAGCCAAAU
Messenger RNA from Hypoxylon fragiforme, 2168 nucleotides. Its product is annotated as amino acid transporter. Gene Ontology annotation, molecular function: L-amino acid transmembrane transporter activity. The transcript is spliced from 3 exons. The record is from RefSeq and is a predicted model, not a curated record. Gene Ontology annotation, cellular component: membrane. Bases 380 to 1972 code for a protein of 530 amino acids. NCBI's taxonomy places the organism in Eukaryota, Fungi, Ascomycota, Sordariomycetes, Xylariales, Hypoxylaceae. Gene Ontology annotation, biological process: amino acid transmembrane transport.